AAUCUUAAAUGUACCUUAUUACAACACAAACCACCACUGCAGGUUAAUGAUUAGCUCAUUAAGACCCACCUCUCUCAUCACAACCAAUAAAUCUUUUGGUCAUAUCCUAAAAACACGCUGAUGUUUGAGCUUCUUCGCAAAGCAAGCGCCAAUCACAAAAAUAGCAACAUGGGAAAAAUAGAACAAAAACUAACCCUGUUCCUGAUAUUCAUCGUUCUUAUUGGCUGGACUGAGGGAAAGGAAAACACUACAAAGUACUACAGCUCCUAUUACGGGAUUCCAUGUGAUGAGGACUGCGACACGCAUGGAAAAUCCUACUUCUGGUGCUACACUAAAAAAGGCUGGGAUUAUUGCUCAACGAAAGAGAAUACAGAUUACAAAGGCGAGCCAUGUCGUGAAGACCAUCUCUGUGGGAAGUAUGGCAAAUCUUACUACUGGUGCUAUACAAAGGGUGACAACUGGGGUUACUGUGGAUUCCUGCGUAAUGCAGAGGAACCAAAGACACUGUUGUAUAAGACUGUGACUUAUAUGAGUGAGUGCUGGGAUGAAUGUUUGUACAUUGAGAAAAAGGAUUACUUCAGGUGUCACACGGAUGAAGGGUGGGACUACUGCUCUCCACUACCUGAUGUCACAUACAAGAACGAACCAUGCCGCUUGGACCACUACUGUGGUACCCAUGGAUCGGGUCACGCCUGGUGCUACACAAACUCAGGUUCUGACAACUGUGGACUCAUCAGCCCUGGAGAAUGCCAGUACAUCAUCCCUAGGAAAGAAGACUCUCAAACUCUGAUUUCCUGCAUAUGGAAUGAUGAAAAGAAUCAAAAAGAGAUCAAGUUCAAUGCCGAGCCAGACCUUACAGUAUCUACUGAAGGUUCCACCUGGAAGAACGAGAUAAUCAAUUUCAUUGCACGCUGGAAAAAUGCCUACUUGAACCCAGAGCCCAAUACCAAGCUGACCACCUCAGAAAACCUCAGGUUUGAGGUACAGAAGCUGGUGAAUGAAGAUGAGAAGGAAUACUAUAACCUGCAAAUCAUGGUGAAUGUAUACUCCCAGAGUGGGAAGAGCAACAAACUGGCCCAGGUGGUCAUACUGGAGCAAGACAAAGUUCCAGACAGAUUUGUCCGAUUGGCUUUCGUGGAGAGCUUCCGUCAUCAGACCAGGAUUUUUGUGCAAAUUAAUUAGAAGAAAGAUAGUACUGCAUGAACAGUAGUUUAAAAAAAAUGAUGUGGUUGCUGGCUUCACAUGACUCUAGCCUUCAGCCUCCCUCAGUGUUGUAUGUUGUAUGAUGGGGAGAGUAGUGGUUGGUAGGUGGGAAUUGGCAGUUGAACAAAUUGUGCAUAAAAAAAUAGGGAAACACAGAAAAAAAAAAAGAUAUGCCUUCUUCAUGCAAAGCACAUUAUCUCCUGUCUCUGUCUAAUAGCUGGCCAUUAAAAACAUGACAUUAGACUACAAUUCCUCAAAUCACUAGCUUUCAUUAUGCAUUUCUUCUAGGAAAUUUUUAAUGUAUACGGAAAUCUAUGGAUUACUUACUCGCUGCAAGAAAUCUGCGUUAUAAUUAUGCAUUUUUAAAUGAAUUUACGAUCGCUGCUUGCUGUUGUCAUGUUUCCAUAUGAAAUAAAUCCACUGAGUCUCUG
Messenger RNA from Pangasianodon hypophthalmus (striped catfish), 1634 nucleotides. RefSeq lists its product as uncharacterized. The coding region runs from base 121 to 1182 and encodes 353 amino acids. The transcript has 2 exons. The record is from RefSeq and is a predicted model, not a curated record. Lineage: Eukaryota; Metazoa; Chordata; Actinopteri; Siluriformes; Pangasiidae.